AAAUUUAUUUUCUUUUAAUAUAAAAAUAAUUAAAUUUAAAAUGAAUAAAUGUAGAAACUUGAAAUCGGGAUGUCAAUGCUCUUUGCUCAUUUAAAAGUAAUGGAAAAUCAAUCAUACCCUUGAUCUGCUAUGUACUUAAUUUUUUAAACGAUACUGUUCACCAAACCCUAACUAAUGCGCACGGUUUACAGGGAAAGACGACCAGGUAUAAUAAGAAAUACAAGUCAAAUAAAAUCUCUUAACAUCAAGCAAGGACUAGCACUAUAUAAAUUGCUGGUACUUACGUUUGCUUUGCAGAAGUGCAGCACAAAGAGAUAUACUGAGAGAAAGAUGAUGAAAAGUCGCUUAAUUUUCUUGUUGAUCUCUAUUGCAUUAGCUUAUGAAGUAGGAGUUUGCCAUGGAGGGGAAUUGAGGAAAGACUUUUACAAGGAUACUUGUCCCCAGGCUGAGGACAUUGUGAGGAGCAUCAUUUGGCAGAAUGUCGCAAACAAUGCGACAUUGCCUGCCAAGUUUCUAAGGAUGCAUUUCCACGACUGCUUUGUUAGGGGUUGUGAUGCCUCUAUAUUGCUGGAUUCCACGCCAAACAACACAGCAGAAAAGGCAGCAAUUCCAAACCUAUCUCUUGGAGUUUUAGGAUUUGAUGUGAUAGAUGAGGUGAAAGCCCAGCUAGAGAAGACAUGUCCUGGAGUGGUUUCUUGUGCAGAUAUUGUUGCUCUAGCUGCUAGAGAUUCUGUUUCCUUCCAAUUCAAAUUCCCAAUUUGGGAAGUGCUUACUGGCAGAAGAGAUGGAUUAAUUUCUCGAGCGUCAGAGGCUCUCUCUAACAUCCCUUCACCUUUCUUCAACUUCACCCUUCUCAAACAAUCUUUUGCCAACAAAAGCCUUACAGUUCAUGAUCUUGUCGUUUUAUCAGGUGGACACACCAUUGGGGUAGGACACUGCAACUUGUUCAGCAACAGGUUAUACAACUUCACGGGAAAAGGUGAUGAAGACCCUUCUCUGAACUCAACCUAUGCUUCUUUCUUGAAAACCCAAUGCAGAAGCCUUGCAGAUAACACAACAACAGUUCCAAUGGACCCCUUGACCCCCUUAUCUUUUGACAACAAUUACUUCAAAAUCCUCUUGCUUAACGAAGGCCUUUUCCAAUCUGAUGCUGCGCUUCUCACCGACAAGGAUUCUAGCAAUAUCGUCGAUGAAUUGCUCGACCCUGACAAUUUCUUCAAUGAAUUUGCUCAAUCCAUUAUGAGGAUGGGAUCCAUUGUUAACGAAGGCCUUUUCCAAUCUGAUGCUGCGCUUCUAACCGACAAGGAUUCUAGCAAUAUCGUCGAUGAAUUGCUCGACCCUGACAAUUUCUUCAAUGAAUUUGCUCAAUCCAUUAUGAGGAUGGGAUCCAUUGGAGUGCUCACUGGCAGUGCUGGAGAGAUCCGGAAGAAUUGUAGGGUGGUGAAUUCUUCUAAUACUGUCCAUGUUAUACUGGAUAAGCACCCGCAUAUAGCUUCAUGCUUAAUCCUUCGAAAAAUGAUGGGCAGAGAUGCCAUAUUGAUCAUACUAUCACUUCUUGUUUUUGGAGCUGUUACGGUUUGUAGUGCUGAUGGGUUGAGAGCAACGAGUGGGUUGAGGCAGAAUUUCUACCGCACAAGUUGCCCACAAGCUGAGCUGCUUGCGAGCAGAAUCACAAGAAAUAGGGCUCAAAGUAACUCAGCUUUGAGUGCUAAGCUCUUAAGGAUGCACUUUCAUGACUGUUUUGUUAGGGGAUGUGAUGCAUCAAUACUGUUAGAUUCUGUUGGAGAUACUCAAGCUGAGAAAGAUACAAUUCCAAAUCAAUCUUUGUCCGGUUACGAUGUCAUUGAUGAAAUUAAGACAGAACUAGAGAAAGUUUGCCCUGGAGUAGUUUCAUGUGCAGACAUUCUUGCCUUGGCUGCUCGUGAUGCUGUUUCCUUUCAGUUUAAUAGGCCCUUGUGGGUAGUCCUAACAGGAAGAAGAGAUGGCAAUGUUUCUCUUGCAUCUGAUAUUGAUGCAAACAUUCCCUCUCCCUUCUCAGACUUCAACACUCUCUUGCAACUAUUUUCCAACAAGGGUCUUGAUGUUCAUGAUCUUGUAGUUCUAUCAGGAGGACACACAAUAGGAGUUGCUCACUGUGCAACAUUCUCAAAAAGGCUCUACAAUUUCAAUGGCACUGAUGGAAGUGAUCCUUCCCUAGAUCCAAAAUAUGCAGAAUUCUUGAAAACCCAAUGCCCUAAUCCAUUUGAUCCAGCAACUACUGUGGAGAUGGAUCCUCAAAGCUCACUAAAAUUUGAUACCAGUUACUUCAAUAUCCUUCUCCAAAACAAAGGCCUUUUCCAAUCUGAUGCUGCACUGCUCCAAAAUGAACAAUCUGCCAGGAUAGUAAGACAGCUGACUAUACCCAAUGCCUUUUUCGCCAAGUUUGCUAUUGCAAUGAAGAAAAUGGGAGCCAUUGAAGUGCUCACUGGAGAUGCUGGACAGAUUAGGAAGAAUUGCCAUGUGGUAAAUCCUUAA
Molecule: messenger RNA, 2514 nt
Organism: Hevea brasiliensis (rubber tree)
Lineage: Eukaryota; Viridiplantae; Streptophyta; Magnoliopsida; Malpighiales; Euphorbiaceae
Exons: 10
Coding region: 175-2514 (779 amino acids)
Biological process (GO): hydrogen peroxide catabolic process; response to oxidative stress
Cellular component (GO): plasmodesma; plant-type cell wall
Molecular function (GO): peroxidase activity; heme binding
Source: RefSeq, a predicted model, not a curated record